Molecule: messenger RNA, 689 nt
Organism: Sphaerodactylus townsendi
Lineage: Eukaryota; Metazoa; Chordata; Lepidosauria; Squamata; Sphaerodactylidae
Gene: ATP5MC1
Product: ATP synthase membrane subunit c locus 1
Exons: 5
Coding region: 151-558 (135 amino acids)
Biological process (GO): proton motive force-driven ATP synthesis; proton transmembrane transport
Molecular function (GO): proton transmembrane transporter activity
Source: RefSeq, a predicted model, not a curated record
GCCCUCGCGGCCUGCCCGGGGAACGUUCCAUGCGCCGCGGCGGCCAAUCGGAGCGGAGGACGCGGUGGAGCCUUGGCAAGGUGAGCGCGAGGCUGGGCUGCGACUUUGAGGUUUGCUGGCGGCUCUCUUGGCCCUUGCAGGGUAAUCAGAAUGCAGACUCCAGUAGCUCUCAUGGCCUCGCCAGCACUGUUUCGCUGCUGUUCUCGAGCUCUGAGCAGACCAGUCUCUCUGUCUCUAUUGAGUAGGCCAGAGACUCAAACUAUACAGCCUUUUGGUGCUUCCCAGCUUCAGCUGGCUCAUCGGGAAUUCCAGACCAGCACCAUCUCCCGCGAUAUUGAUACUGCGGCUAAAUUCAUUGGUGCUGGUGCAGCCACAGUGGGAGUGGCUGGCUCAGGGGCUGGGAUUGGCACAGUGUUUGGCAGUUUAAUCAUUGGUUAUGCCAGGAAUCCAUCCCUCAAGCAGCAGCUGUUUUCUUAUGCUAUCCUGGGAUUUGCCCUUUCAGAGGCCAUGGGCUUAUUCUGUCUGAUGGUGGCAUUCCUCAUCCUGUUUGCCAUGUAACCGCCUCGGAGCUAUGCUGCUGUCCCCAUGUGGUCUGAGUGUCCUCUCGGGUCUGAGCCUGCCUCCCUUGCUAGAGCAUCACACAUUUAAACAAGAUUUCUCUAAAUAAACAGGAUUCGGUUUUUCUUUUA